Messenger RNA from Amoebophrya sp. A25, 2150 nucleotides. NCBI's taxonomy places the organism in Eukaryota, Dinophyceae, Syndiniales, Amoebophryaceae. The record is from the annotation of a GenBank genome assembly.
CGUAAACAGUUUUCGAUAUUGUCGGCAAAUGCGCGAACGCGACAGAAUAAGAAAGAAACACUGGCAACCUUCGUGUGAGGUCUGCUUCCGACGGUUUAACCUGGUCUGUAUUUUCGUCCGUGUGUGUUCGGACAGAGUUCUGGAUUUUCGACUAGCUCGUGUCGCAAAUUGUCUCUUGAGAGGAUACCGCAGUGAGAGCCAUAACCAUAUUAGCAUCUCAAAUGUUGCACAUCAAACCGAAGAACACAUUUCUUUUUUUUUUUUUGCACCAAAUUUAAUCAAACCAAUAGCUUACCGACUGUAGUGAUAUCGAGAUCUGGUAGAAAUUCUGACCUCCAUGACGUUAUCCGCCAAUCACAGACAAGGACGUGUUACAAAUGGUAAGGAGCAGAAGUAAGAAUCUUACUCGUUCAUCCGCAGCGCGUUUCAGAAAUGAUGUAGACCAAACACAAGCCGAUGCAAAUUGCGUAACAGGUUACGCUCGCGAAAUAUUGCUUCUAAUGAGAUAGUUAUUAAUGUUGAUCUUCUGUUCCCGUUGAACAUUGCAUGAAUAUAUGGCAUGGUCGUACCUGCAGGUCGAAUGAUGCAGGUUGAGUGACAGGCUCAGACUGAGACUUACAUAUGUUCCAGGGCUCAGGGCUGAAGGCCCCCCCCGAUCUAACUUUUUUGAGGGGGGGGGCCUCCCAGCCCCGGCCCCUCUUUUCGAGGGGCUGCCGGGCGGGACGGGAAGGCCUCAAAGCGCCCACCUCUGACCCCUUCCCGCUUCUUGCCUGUACCCUAGAGCGCCACCACACCGGAGGACGCUGAAGCUGGCAAAGGAGGCAAGGCAGGGCCCCGCUGGCUUGUUGCAUGUACCCGACAGACCUGGCAAAGGUGGCAAAGGCUGGGCCCCCUUGUCGUGUUGCAUGUACCUGACAGACCUGGCAAAGGUGGCAAGGCUGGAGCCCUCUGACGUGUUGCAGGUACCCGACAGAGCGGGCAGAGGAGGCCAGGCGGGAGCCACACCCUUGGCGUGCUGCAUGUACCCGACAGACCUGGCAAAGGUGGCAAGGGUGGACCCCUUUGGCGUGUUGCAUGUGCCCAACCCCACAGACCGGGCAAAGGUGGCAAGGCUGGACCCCUCUGGCGUGUUGCAUGUGCCCGACCCUACAGACCGGGCAAAGGUGGCAAGGCUGGACCCCUCGGGCGCGGUCCCCCACAGAUCCACCCACAGGGGGGGCCUCCCUCCCUGGUGCCUAUAUUGUUAUGAUAGUAGGGAAGAUGAACAAGAAAUAGAAAAUGCCUCGUCGUCGGCGAUCUCGCUCUUCUUCGUCGGAGUCUUCUGACUCAUCAGAUUCUGACUCCUCCACAUCGCUGUCUUUCCAGUACAGGUUCAAUCUGCACGAGGAAGGCGCGUCGUCAAGCUCUGAAUCAUGUUCAGACGCGUCUUCGGAUAGUAGCUUUACUGAGCGAUGAUUGGAGCACCCAUGGCGAACGCUAUGAAGGUAGUAGAUACACCAAGAAGCUGGAACGGUGGAAGUCUAAGCGCAGGAAACGCCUCGACCGCUCUUCGCGCCGCAAAAGGCUUUAUCACGUGACCUCCAAGGUCAACCUUGCGAGAAUACUGAAAGACGGAUACUUUCGGCCAGGACGAAGGAGCGGCUACGCGGGUCCUGGAAUUUAUUUUUCCGGCUUGCCAGAAUCAUGCAGCGUGCGAGAGAAGACAGGCAGGUGCUGAAAAAACGGUGGUUGCAGUCAAGGCGAAGCUCGGAAGAGUAAAAAAUAUCCGGAUACCAAGACGACGUUACCGGGAUGCGAAGCUGUUGCGGAGGGGGUAUGACUCGGUAAGUUUCAAACAAACGUUUUCUGACACGUUUAUGAUACCUUCGAGCGAGUACAAGGAACUUCGCUUUAUUCGUAAGGUGAAGUUUAAAAACCCCUCCGAAGAUUUGUGUUGCAAACGGUGUGGUCCACAAAAGUGGUACGGUGUUACCCGCUCAAAGCGAAAAACUACCUCCACCAAUAGAGAGGAGGAAUAUCGUCGCUGUAGGGGCUGCGGCAAAAAACGAUCAACCGGAAAGCUCGUCAUAUGUUCUAUGGAGUGCAGCACGAGAAGUGAAAAACAAGGUGCGAUAUGCCAUAGAUGCAUUCGCGAAAAAUGUAACAAUUAA